AUGACUAUUAACAGCAUUAAAGCAUGGACGGCUUUAAAUGCUGAUUUCGACCAGAGGUUGGUAGUCGAUCUGGGUCAGGUGAUGAACAUAACUAGAAUAGCAACGCAAGGUCGUCCAUUAUCACAAGAAUAUGUUCAAGAAUAUACUAUAAGUUAUGGAACGAACGGACAAGAUUAUGCCGAUUAUAAAGAUUCCGAUGGGAAUAUAAAGCAAUCUUUAAUACUAACAAUAAAACUCAUUAACUUAGGGGAUUUCUCGUGGUCACCUAAAGAUAACACGUAUUAUCAUUUCUUAACCAUCGACCUCGGUGCAAGAGUUAAGAUAAGAGCCAUAGCAACUCAGGGUCAGAGUAAUACAAAAGAAUGUGUAACAGAGUACAUUCUUCAAUAUUCUGACAAUGGGCAAUUAUGGAGAAGUUAUAGUGGAAAUACGGGUGAAGCGGAGAUGUUCAAUGGAAAUAUCGAUGGAUCUACAAUUCAUAGAAAUGAAUUUGAAAUUCCCAUAAUUGCUCAAUGGGUUAGAAUCAAUCCCACACGUUGGAACGAACGAAUAUCACUUCGAGUUGAAUUAUACGGUUGUGAUUAUGAAUCCAAUCUUCUUUACAUGAAUGGAUCUUCCUUAUUGGUUUGGCAUUUAAACAAGGAGCCCGUUUAUGCGAGCAGAGAAUCUAUUCGUUUUAGAUUUAAAACAAGUCAAGCCAAUGGUGUUUUGCUUUACAGCCGUGGAACUCAAGGAGAUUACAUCGCAUUACAAUUGCAUUACAAUCGUUUGCUUCUCAACCUUGAUUUGGGUUCACGUAUAAUGACAUCUUUAUCCGUGGGCUCACUUUUGGACGACAAUCUAUGGCACGAUGUUGUUAUAUCAAGAAAUCGGCGCGAUAUUGUCUUUUCGGUCGAUAGAGUUGUGACUCAGGGAAGAAUAAAAGGAGAAUUUGCAAGAUUAAAUUUAAAUCGAGAGUUUUACAUCGGAGGAGUACCAAACAAGCAAGAAGGAUUAAGCGUCACUCAAAAUUUUACCGGUUGCAUUGAAAAUUUUUAUGUUAAUUCCACAAAUGUAAUAAAGGAAGUGAAAACUGUGCAGGCUUAUGGAUAUGACUACAUGCAAAAGAUUAACACUCUUGAAAUUUGUCCGGAACCACCGAUUAUUCCAGUCACGUUUUUAACUUCGACGUCGUUCGUUAAACUCAAAGGAUAUGAAGGCGUGCGAUCGUUGAACGCGUCAUUCGCAUUCAGGACUUACGAAGAAAACGGAGUUCUUUUGUUUCAUAAAUUUACUUCUCCUGGCGACAUAAAAUUAUAUUUAGAAAACGGCUACAUAAAAGUCGACGUGCAAACCGGUACAAAUCCGAGAACAAUUUUAAAUAAUUUUCACGAACCGUUCAACGAUGGCAGAUGGCAUCAAGUUGUUUUGACAGUUGGAACCAACAAAUUAAUUUUAGAAAUUGAUGGCGUUGCAAUGACGACAAAUCGUCUUUUAUCAAUGUCGACGGGACCUUAUUAUAUGAUCGGUGGAGGAAUUCAUGGUCAAGAGGGUUUCAUCGGUUGCAUGAGAAUGAUUUCGGUUGAUGGAAAUUACAAAUUGCCAACGGAUUGGACUAAAGAAGAUUAUUGUUGCGGAGAAGAAAUAUUAUUUGACUCGUGUCACAUGAUUGACAGAUGCAAUCCCAAUCCUUGUAAACAUAAUGGAUUUUGUAAACAAAACUCGAAAGAAUUUUUCUGUGAUUGCACCGGUACUGAAUACGCAGGAUCCGUUUGUCACACGUCAACAAAUCCCCUUUCGUGUGAGGCAUACAAAAACGUUAACGACGUCGGAUCAAGUGCAGAAAUUAAAAUCGACGUAGACGGAUCCGGUCCUUUAAAACCUUUUCCGGUUACGUGUCAAUUUUUUGCCGACGGCAAAGUUGAAACAAUAAUUCAUCAUUCUAACGAGGAAACGACUCCAGUCAAUGGUUUUCAAGAACCAGGAAGUUUUAUCCAGGACAUCACGUACGACGCCGAUUUAGAACAAAUUGAAGCUUUUAUGAAUCGUUCAACUUCUUGUAAACAGAGACUGCAUUAUAGUUGUAAAAACUCCCGCUUGUUAAAUUCACCGUCACGGGAAAAUAAUUUUCAACCAUUUGCUUGGUGGGUAUCUCGUUGGAAUCAAAAAAUGGACUACUGGGGAGGAGCUUUGCCAGGAUCGAGAAAAUGUGAGUGCGGCAUUUUAGGUCAAUGUGUUAACCCUACCAAUUGGUGCAAUUGUGAUGCUGCGCUUGAUGUGUGGGCAGAAGAUGGAGGAGAUAUUACACAAAUGGAACAUUUGCCGGUAAAGCAAGUUCGGUUUGGAGACACUGGUAAUCCUUUGGAUGAAAAACAAGGGCAAUAUACAUUGGGCCCCUUAAUUUGUGCUGGAGAUAACCUGUUUAAUAACGUAGUUACAUUUAGAGUGGCAGACGCAAGCAUAAAUCUUCCAACAUUCGAUAUAGGACAUUCCGGAGAUAUCUAUUUCGAAUUUAAAACCACUGCCAAAGAUGCCGUACUAUUGCACAGCACGGGACCUACCGAUUACAUUAAACUUUCCAUAACUACCGGCAAUCGGAUACAAUUUGAAUAUCAAGCAGGAAGUGGAACUUUGGGAGUUUCCGUCGAUACAGCUUAUCGGCUAGAUGACAACAAUUGGCAUUCAAUUUCAAUUGAAAGGAAUCGAAAAGGAGGAAGACUGGUUGUUGAUGGUUCAUCGAAAAACGAAGUCCACGAAACAACUGGACCCAUUCGUGCAUUACAUUUAACUUCUGAUCUUGUGAUUGGUUCAAGUGUAGAUUACAGAGAUGGAUUCGUAGGCUGUAUAAGAGCUCUUUUACUCAAUGGUAAACUUGCCGAUCUCAGAGGAAUAGCAGAAAAAGGUCUCUACGGUAUUUCCGUAGGUUGCGUUGGAAAGUGUAUCAGCAAUCCUUGCUUAAAUAAUGGUACUUGCAUUGAGGGCUACGAUGGUUACACGUGCGAUUGUCGUUGGACAGCUUUUAAAGGUCCCAUAUGUGCUGAUGAAAUAGGAGCCGUGAUGAGACCUGACACAAUGAUAAAAUACGAUUUUAUGGGUUCUUGGAGAUCGACCAUUGCAGAAAACAUUAGGGUAGGAUUUACCACGACAAACCCUAAAGGAUUCUUGUUGGGCUUUUCUUCGAACAUAUCCGGCGAAUACCUAACCAUCAUGAUUUCAAAUAGCGGUCACUUGCGAGUAGUUUUUGAUUUCGGGUUCGAGCGUCAAGAGUUAAUUUUUCCCAACAAGCAUUUCGGAUUAGGACAAUAUCACGAUGUCCGAAUUCGAAGAAAAAAUUCAGGGGCUACUUUAGUUAUGGAAGUAGAUUCUUACGAGCCGAAGGAAUUUCACUUUAACAUCAAAGCUUCGGCCGAUGCUCAAUUUAACAAUAUUCAGUACAUGUACAUAGGAAGAAACGAAAGCAUGUCGGAAGGAUUCACGGGAUGCAUAUCCCGAGUUGAGUUCGACGACAUUUAUCCCCUUAAAUUGCUAUUUCAAGAAAACGGGCCGCGCAAUGUAAAAGUUGCCAAUCCUACCACGGAAGAUUUUUGCGGAGUCGAACCGGUAACUCAUCCUCCGGACAUAUUUGAAACGAGACCGCCGCCUAUCCUGGACGAAGAUAGAGUAAAAGCUGCUUACAAUCAAACAGAUUCAGCCGUUAUUGGAGGAGUUUUGGCCGUAUUAUUCGUCGCACUGGUGCUUUUCGCUGUUUUCGCCGGGAGAUAUGUUGCAAGGCACAAGGGAGAAUACAUCACACAAGAGGACAAAGGUGCAGAAGUUGCAUUGGAUCCAGAUUCAGCCGUCGUACGAUCGAGAACAGGUCAUCAAGUCACGGAAAAAAAAGAAUGGUUUAUUUAG
Molecule: messenger RNA, 3873 nt
Organism: Pediculus humanus corporis (human body louse)
Lineage: Eukaryota; Metazoa; Arthropoda; Insecta; Psocodea; Pediculidae
Product: Contactin-associated protein 1 precursor, putative
Exons: 8
Coding region: 1-3873 (1290 amino acids)
Source: RefSeq, a predicted model, not a curated record